Messenger RNA from Benincasa hispida (wax gourd), 1499 nucleotides. RefSeq names its product vesicle-associated protein 4-2-like. Gene Ontology annotation, biological process: endoplasmic reticulum membrane organization. The record is from RefSeq and is a predicted model, not a curated record. Lineage: Eukaryota; Viridiplantae; Streptophyta; Magnoliopsida; Cucurbitales; Cucurbitaceae. Gene Ontology annotation, cellular component: plasma membrane; endoplasmic reticulum membrane.
AGUGAAAAAACAGGCGAACUGUCAUGCCAGAUAUUGCCACCACAAAUGCGAUGAUGAUUCGAAGAUUACUGCAACGGAACCGUAUUCUUGGUCGGAUUGGACAUAAAUUCCAGUAUUUCAAGUAUAUUUAACGGCAUCAUCAGCUUCAACCCAUCAAAAUUCUCAACUAUACAAUUUUCCCAUUUACAUUCCAAAAUUAGAAUAUCAAACCGAAUUCGGAAGGGUUGUUUCGGCUACGGUAAAUUCGAAGAGAAGCGAGUAAAGGAGAUGUACACUUAAAUAAAUCCCCUGUUUAGGAAAUCCCAAAUAGCAAAACCCCAAAUCCUCUCUUCGCCACUAAGGAAUCGACCUCUUGUAGAAGGAGAACACUUGGGAAGAACUUGAAGGGUCUGAUUUGGCGGCUUCAAUGGCUGUCGCCGAUGAGAAGGUUUUGACCCUUUGUAGUAUUCCCUUUUGGCAAAACAGCAAUGCUCCAUCUUCUUCUUCUUCUUCAUCGUCUGUUAUUCAUAGAGUUCAUUUGCAAAGUAAUGGUCAUAAGCCAGCUGAGCAUUCGAGUUCUCAUCCUGGUGUGGUUUCGUCAAUUGCGAAAUCUUUACUUCCUACCAAACGAAGGCUUCGUCUCGAUCCUUCCAAUAAGCUCUACUUUCCAUUUGAACCUGGGAAGCAGGUCAAGAGUGCUAUUGAGAUAAAGAAUACGAGCAAGAAUCAUGUGGCUUUCAAAUUCCAAACGACCGCACCGAAGAGCUGUUACAUGCGUCCUCCUGGUGGUAUACUUGCUCCUGAUGAAAGUAUUAUUGCAACCGUAUUCAAGUUUGUGGAGCCACUAGAUAACAAUGACAAGCAUGUAGAUCAUAAGAAAAGGGUCAAGUUCAAGAUUGUGAGCUUGAAAGUGAAGGGCAACAUGGACUACGUGCCGGAGCUGUUUGAUGAGCAAAGAGACCAUGUAGCAGUUGAGCAAAUACUGCAAGUUGUUUUUCUUGACCCGGAUCAUUCUAAUCCUGCACUGGAGAAAGUCUUUCGACAACUAGCUGAGGCUGAAGCUGCAACUGAGAUGCGCCAAAAGCCUGCUGAAGAAACAGACCCGAAAAUUGUUGGUGGAGGACUCGUCCUCGAUGAAUGGAAAGAAAGAAGGGAAAGAUAUCUAGCUAAGCAACAGGUUGGAGGUGUGGAUUUGGUGUAGAAAUCAGUUGCUUGUGUCAUGGAAGUUGAAAUCACAUUCAUGUGUGAACUUUUCAUUGUGCCAUUUGUCAAAGGAGCGGCCAUCGACGUUAGCAAUCAAAGGCGAAUGGCUUAACGACUAGAUUUGUGAUGGAGUUUCAUAAUAUUGUGUUUGUUUGAUUGGGUUGCUGUUUCUCAAAGUUGAAGGUUUUUCAGUUGAUUUGAAACACUGUCAUCAUUGAUGUAAAUAGUGGCUGUGAUGUUGCUUCGCCCUAAAGUUUGACACCAAAAUUUGGCAAAUCUCUCAUUUUAUUUGAAAAUGCCUUUUCUUAUUUGAUGGU